Molecule: messenger RNA, 762 nt
Organism: Naegleria lovaniensis
Lineage: Eukaryota; Heterolobosea; Eutetramitea; Acrasida; Naegleriidae
Exons: 1
Coding region: 1-762 (253 amino acids)
Source: RefSeq, a predicted model, not a curated record
AUGAACUUACGGCUUAAAACUCUGAUCACCUUAAUCAUUCUCGGGUGCGUGGGAUGUAUGGUCUUUCUGAUGGGAACAAGUUUUAGAAGGAAAGGUGGUGUAGCAGAAACAACAAUACGUGAAGGAGUUAACCAUGCUGCUACUAUAGUCAUCAGUAAUAAUAAUAGGAUAACGAAAGAUUUAACAAUUCCGAUACCAUCAGAGGAGGUAGAGCUCGUUGAAAUAUCUUCCAUUGAAAAAGGUAUUUCUCGGCAAAAGGCUUUUCAAAUGCAAUCCAGCCAAUGCUCAGCAACCAUGAGUGCAGCUCGCUCCAGCUCUUCUCUCUUCGCGCCCACAACCUUUCUUACUCAUAAAGAAGAGUGGUCAAAUUUUUCUCCUUCUGUUACGGAAAUUCAAAAUGAAACAGAUAUGAGAGAGUGGUUUUCAAAGAAUAUGGAUUUUUGGAAGAGACUUACCAAUAUGAAUUAUGGAGAGGAAUUAGAUUCAAGAAAAGUUGAGCUUAACUCUCUAGGCCUAACCCUUAAUGCACAUCUUGAACCCGAUCGAGAUCAUUUACCGAUAUGGAUCCGAGUGUUCAGAAGAAUUGAUCCCUUGCAUCAUGUUCUGGAUGCCAUAUGCAAAGUAGAUGAUAUCCACAAAACCACUCUAUACGUUACUGUAGAUGGCGACAAGUUUGGAAGUAUUUUUGAGCUAUUGCUACAAGUUCAUUGUGUCAAAAUCAAGAUUUUCUUUCACCCUUUUUCUAUAAUCGAAAAUCCUUAA